AUUACACAAAAGAUGGGCUCACAAGAAAAUAUUACAUGGGAUGUUGAAGAAGCUGGAGAGAUCAGGGUUUCAAGCAGGGAGCAUCAUUACCGGUCGGCACAGACCUUAUCGGCUUCAUUGUUGCGAACGAAGUCCGACCCUGAGCUUGUUAACAAAGUUCGGUUUCGGUGUCUGAAGAAUUUUGUAGCUAAUUUGCAACAAGUGAUAUUUGGAACCAAGCUUAUUGUGUUAUUUCCGGCAAUCCCAGCUGCAAUUGCUGCCCAGUCUUAUAAUUUAGGAAGACCUUGGAUAUUUGCUCUGAGUUUACUUGGACUCGCUCUACUUGCUGAACGUAUUAGCUUUGUAACUGAGCAAGUUUCAUUCUACACUGGUCCAACAGUGGGGGGACUUUUGAAUGCGACAUGUGGUAAUGCAACAGAGCUGAUUAUUGCUUUAUUGGCAAUACGCCAAGGGAAAAUUGAUGUGCUAAAGUAUUCACUUUAUGGUUCUGUUCUAUCGAACCUUCUGCUUGUUCUUGGAAGCUCCCUUUUAUGUGGAGGAUUGGCAAACCUAUACAAAGAGCAGAAAUAUGACCGAAAGCAGGCUGAUGUGAAUUCAUUGCUUUUGUUUCUGGGAUUGAUUUGCCAUCUGCUGCCAUUGAUGUUCAAGUAUGCUGUAAAGCCGUCUAGUGAUAUAGUGCAGGGAUCAAUUCUUCAGUUGUCUAGAGCAAGCAGCAUUGUUAUGCUUAUAGCAUAUGUUGCAUAUCUCGUCUUCCAGUUAAAGACUCAUCACCAGCUAUUUGAAGCACAGGUGACUAUUACGGCCCUACCAUUGUCCUAA
Daucus carota subsp. sativus is the source of this 819-nucleotide messenger RNA. RefSeq names its product vacuolar cation/proton exchanger 3. The coding region runs from base 13 to 819 and encodes 268 amino acids. Gene Ontology annotation, biological process: intracellular calcium ion homeostasis; calcium ion transmembrane transport. NCBI's taxonomy places the organism in Eukaryota, Viridiplantae, Streptophyta, Magnoliopsida, Apiales, Apiaceae. The transcript has 5 exons. The record is from RefSeq and is a predicted model, not a curated record. Gene Ontology annotation, molecular function: calcium:proton antiporter activity. Gene Ontology annotation, cellular component: plant-type vacuole membrane.